AUGCCCCCCCAGCCUGCCCCCCUCCCCCACCUCCUCCUGCUCCUGCUGCUCCCCCGCUGCACCUCCUCCGUCCCCCUCUCCUCCUCUGUGGCGGAGCCUGGUGGUAGAACGGUGUACCGCGCCUCGGACACCUACUUCACUCACCUCACCGUCCACUCCAGAACCGGUGAAGUCUACGUCGGCGCUGUCAACCGGGUCCUCAAGCUCUCCACCAAUCUGACGCUGCAGAGGAGUCACAUGACCGGCCCCGUGGAGGACAACAACAAGUGCUACCCUCCCCCCAGCGUCAGAGCGUGUGCACACAGGUUGGACUGGUCUGAUAAUGUGAACAAGCUGUUGCUGGUGGACUACAGCGGGGACCGGCUGGUGGCGUGCGGCUCCAUAUGGCAGGGCGUGUGCCAGUUCCUUCGCUUGGACGAUCUUUUCAAACUCGGAGAACCACACCACCGUAAAGAACACUACCUCUCCGGGGCUCGCGAGGCCGACGGGAUGGCAGGUACAGACACCAACUGA
Knipowitschia caucasica is the source of this 513-nucleotide messenger RNA. The record is from the annotation of a GenBank genome assembly. NCBI's taxonomy places the organism in Eukaryota, Metazoa, Chordata, Actinopteri, Gobiiformes, Gobiidae.